CCUUCCCUAAUCAAGUCCUUACUCAUAGACCAAACUCCCCCCUCUCAUUCACUCACUCACUUGAGGCCAAUCCGUCCUCUCUGUCUGUCUCUUUUUCACUCUCUCUCUCUCUCUGAAACAGAAGUCAGAGCUUUCCUCACUGACAGCCUCAAGUACUCACAGCACUUACUGAAGCUAGAGAGAGAAACUGCAAAUCCACAUUACACUGAGAAACUUUUUUUUUUCCCUUUUUCUGUUUUUGCUUCAUAUUCAUUUUUCCAGAGUAAAAACAAAACAAAAAAAGUUUAUAUAUUUUCCAAAGGGAUAAGCUUUUCACUGAGAAUAUAGAAGGAAAAUAGCAAGCCUAUUAAACCCUGGUCUCAGGAUGUCUGUGCAUUUACUGAACGGAUUUCUGCUGGUACUUUGCUGGAUUACAGUCAGGAGUACACCAACUCCAGGAUCUGAGGGACACAGUUCAGUCACUGACUGUCCAUCAUGCUCACUCUCCAGAUUCCAGAAGGAUGCGCCCAGUUCUCAAAGUGACAUGGUGGAGGCAGUAAAGAAGCACAUUCUGAAUAUGCUGCACUUGAGGGACAGACCCAACAUCACCCAGCCAGUGCCUAAAGCAGCACUUUUAAACGCCAUCAAGAAAGUUCACGUGGGAAAAGUGGGAGACGAUGGCCAAGUGCAAAUAGAUGAUGUUAUUGCGCGGAGAGCAGAAAUGAAUGAAAUAUUGGAGCAAACUUCGGAAAUCAUUACGUUUGCGGAAGCAGGGCCUUCAAAGAAAAUUCUUCACUUUGAAAUCUCCAAAGAAGGCAGUGAUUUACUGAUAAUCAGGGAAGCAGAACUCUGGCUCUUCCUAAAGCUGUCUAAAGCAAACCGAAGUCGGGCAAGAUUAACAAUUCGACUAUAUCAUCAGCAGCGAGGUCAGAAGGAGCACAGAGGAUUUGACGGAAACAAGAAUGAACUGUUGAUAGCUGAGAAAGUGGUGGACACAAAGAAAAGUGGUUGGCACACAUUUCCCAUAUCUGGGAGCAUUCAGCGUUUACUGAAUCUUGGCAAGUCGUCUAUGGAUAUUCGAAUAGCUUGUGAUAAGUGCCAAGAGACAGGAGCAACCCCUGUCUUGCUUGGGAAACGGAAAAGAAAAGAUGACGAGGACAAAGAAGCAGGAACAACUGUAAGUGAAGAAGAGAAAGAGCAGUCACAUAGACCUUUCCUAAUGAUUGUGGCUCAGCAGACCGAUGAUCACCCUCACAGGAGGAGAAAACGUGGCUUAGAAUGUGACGGCAAAGUCAGCAAUUGCUGCAAAAAGCAUUUUUACGUCAGUUUCAAGGACAUAGGCUGGAGCGACUGGAUCAUAGCACCUCCUGGUUACCAUGCCAACUACUGCGAGGGGGAUUGCCCCAACCACAUCGCUGGGACAUCGGGGGCUUCUCUAUCUUUUCAUUCCACAGUAAUCCACCAGUAUCGAGUUAAAGGCCACAGUCCAUUCAACAGCAUCAAAUCAUGCUGUGUUCCAUCCAAGUUGAGAGCUAUGUCAAUGCUCUAUUAUGAUGAUGCACAAAAUAUAAUUAAGAAGGAUAUACAGAAUAUGAUUGUGGAAGAAUGUGGUUGCUCAUAAAAUGAACAUGUACUGAAACAAUAUCAGUUAUAUUAUACACUAAUCAAUAAAACUGAAAAUGACUUGCAAAUGAGCAAUGAUCAACGGGAGAAGAAACUAGAUACUAAGGAAGAACAAGUUCUAAACCUGCAGCAAUCGCUAUAAGGAAAGAACAAUUCCAGCUCUUAUAGUAAGGAGUGAGAAUACCAUUCUAACAGGCACAAAAAGACAUCUGUAUAUCUAUAUAUACACCAUAUUCACUGUCUGUGUAAAUGUAUAUGCAUUUACACUUGUCUGUAUAAAUAGAUAUGCAGAGAUCCAUAGCACCAAGUUAGGCCUUCCCUGUUUUACAACAGUCUCUAUAUUGCGCAGGUGACUCACGUUCUUCCUCCUGCACUAUUACUGCAUAACAAACAAAUGAAAGCGUACAAAGUUAAAUUUCGCUAAGGUGCUUACGAUCUUUGAACUAUGCAACUUAUGGGGUUUGAAAACUGUUUACCCGGAAAACAAAAAAAAGAAAGGAGAGACUUUUCAGUGGAAGUAACAGGUUUAAUAUUUUUGUUCUUUCAUGAGAGAUACUUGAAAGGAACAUGUUGGUUCAGAUACUGGAACCAAACAUUUCUAUAUUUUGUAAAAAAAAUGUUUCCUUUUUUAUUUGCACUACAACAGUAUUUGACAUGUUUAAUAUCAUUAUUUAACAAGUAUUUUCAAGAGAGGUUUUAAGAGCUGCACUUAUCAUGAGCUAGAUCAAACUGCUACAGCACACAUCAAGAUAGCUAUUUUUAUGACUAUUUUCAAUAUUUUUUCUACCUUAAAUGAGACACUUACACCAAAGACGUGUGUGAAGAUUUAAGUUUGCCUGUGGUUGAUAAUCACUGGGCAAAUGGGAGGGAAGAUUAUAAAGCAUUGAGUGUAAAUGAAAAUGUAUUGAAGCCAAAAUUGUAUAUUUUAUCUACAUUCAUUUAUGAGUAAUUGUGCUGCUUUAAGACAGCUUUCUGUUUCCUUUAAAAAAGGCACUUCAGUGACUUAUCUCUAAUGCAUAUUUUAUUUUUUGGUUGCCCAUUCCACUUAUGGGUUGUCCAAUUUAUUAACCAUAUGCUACAAUAAGACUUCUAUUCUUGGAUUUUUAAAAUGAUGACCUGCCUGAAAUUACAUUAUUUUUAAGAGUAAUGCAAGCUUCAUACUGUGCAGCAUAGAACGUAGAACUCAUUGGCCUGCAAUUUAUGCCCAAAGUCAGAAAACUGGUGCACAAGUGAGCAAAUAAUAAAAAAAAGUGCUGUAACCCAUAGCAACUAAUCAGACAUUUGCGUAACUGUACUAGAAACAUGACAAGUUGCUACGAUCUACAGUUAGGUCACAGGGAAUGCAUUUAAGUCAUAAAAAAAUAAAAAGUCAAACUAAAAAAUCAGUCAGUGAGAGGGAAUGAGAAACAUAUCACUUUUCCGCAUUCUAUGGAAAGAUUGGUCUUCACAACAAUUCAUUAAGUGUUCUUGUCUAAGUAUGUAUAUGUGUAAUAAGGUGCAAAAUAUCUUUUUCUUUCAUGUAUUAUUAGCAAAAUACAUGCUUCUAUUUUUUAAUUUAUUCCACAGUAUUUAGCUUGCAUUGUAAGGCAAAUGUGUUAUUCAUAUAUUUGCAUUUUAUUCCAAUACAUUUCUGACAUGUUUGCAGUUUGCAAAAAAGAAAAAGAGAAAAAAAAGAAAAAGUAAAAAAGCAAAUGAAUAGUAGAACAUAGUGUAAGACUUUUACACUGUUGUAUAUAACUAAUUUUCAAUGGGAAAUUUGUGACCGCAAAAUAAAGAUACAAAGUUACAAUUACAUAUAAAGAUCCAGUUGGGUAGCAAGAAAAAAGUAAAUGUAUAGUACGUUAUUGAAAAUUAUUGUGGGAUUUUUCUCUGGGACCACCAUUUUAAGCAUUUCGUACAAUUUUUCAAACAUUUUAAUGCUUUAAAAAGUUAUUUUUAUUCUCUCUUGAGACUAUUAGAUAACCUAAACUGCUCCAUACAUAGUCAGAAUUGGGAUUGUUUUAUAAUAAUAACAUUUUUAGAUAUAUUAAAGUCUAUUUUUUCUACUCGGGACCACCCAUCACAAAAUUACUAUAAAAGAGACACUGCCUAUUCAUCAAUAAAUCUUCAUCUGAAUAACAGAUUAACUAGUAAAAAGAACAUAGUAUACAUGCAUGGUAUGUUUUUAAUCAUUCAACAAAUCAUUAAAUGCAAGACAUACUAAAAAUGUGUUUAUAAUGGGUACAGUAUAUGUGAAGUGAGGCCUAGCCAAUAUUUCCUGACAUCUAAAGACAUUUUACAUAUAAAAAAAAUAAUUCUUAAUUGUUUAUGGCAUACAGUUAGCAAAAUAUGGUUUUGUUUAAAGUAGUGCAAUUUGCCACCACACAUUUAUUCAAAUUGGAUAAAACUGACUAAAAUUAGAAUAUGUGAAGUAUACAGUAUUUGUGUUUUUCCACCAAUUAAUGCAAUUCCUGAGUGCCUCUUGUAACACCACAUUGACAUGUUGCCUGUGUCAUAUUCUUUGGGUUAAUACUUUAUCACAGCAUAUUAAAAAAUGUCAAACUAUAACACAGUCUUCAAGAAACAAAAAAAACAAAAAAAUGUUGCCUACCCCUUUUUUAAUGUUUAUUUAAUUUGAAACAUAAGCAUCUACUGAUAUUGUUAUACCUAUUGUUUAGGUGGAGCUUAGAGCCUGAAUAUAUUCCAAAUUAGAGCUCAGAAUGGGUAGACUUUGAGUUAAAAAGUGUUGCUUUAACUUUAUAAAUCUGUCGAAAGAAAGAGACCAGAAGAUAAAUGGUCAGGGGAAACCUUAUCCAUGCUGGCUUCCCUGUGAACUCUGUAGUUCACUGGGGCAUUGUAAUAUUUGUAUUCUGCAGUGGUUCAUUUUUCCGGAUCAUGCCUUCAUUAGGUUCACAUUCAUUGUAAAAUAUGUAAACUGUUAUAGCAAUUUUAAUAUUUAUUGAGUCCCCUUAUUUUAAACCUGCCACUUUUUGAUAUGGCAUUACCAAGAUCAGAACAUAACCACUUAUUAUUUUAAAAUUAUGUGUUUUCCUUCUCUUUAAGAAGUAUUGUAAGAAAGACUUGUAUAGGUGUUUAACCUGUGCUUUGUAACUGGUGGGCAUAAAGAUCGCUAGUUUUUUAAAAUCCUAGCUAUAAAUCAAUACACUGCUUUAAUUGGAUAUUAACUAAUGUUUACUAAGGAGACUACAGCAGAAAACAAUCCUUGUUUUAAUAGUAAUUUACUGAAAGGUAUAAUGAUACCUGUAAUAGGGAAAGAAAGGUCAGAUGAAGAUAAAAUUAUAAAUGGAUUUGACAGGCCAUAUUGUUGUAUCCUGUUCGUAAUAAACAUUCAAGUUCUACAUGUCUGUAAUAAUUUAUGAAAAAAGUAUAGGAAAUCUAUAUGAUAAGAUGAGAGAAAAAUGGGAUGGUAAUCAGCGCUGACCACUGCUAAAUAGCAGAGAGGACAAUUUAGUUUAAUGAAAUCUGCAUGUCCACAAAUAGCAAUAGAAAUUGCUACCAUAUUUAACUAGUUUUUUUGUAGGCCAUGAUACACUGAAGACAACCACCCAUUUAGGUAGCUAUACAAAAAAAGAAAGAAUUACUGGUAAAUGUUACCACAUUUAUUUGAAGCACAAAGUCUAUCUUUCUUUAUCCCUAAAUUAGCUUUUCAUCAUUUAGCAUUUAUUUGGAAAAAAAACUUUUUAUGUCAGUUUGAAAUUUUCUUAGAAUUUUAAAAACAAUUCUUUGAAAGUUAUUUUUGGUUGCCUAUCUAUUUUUCUAAUUUAUAUUUUUUAUUUGUACAUAAAUUUCAUACAUAAAAUUAGUUUUUUCCACAGAUUAGACUGCAAACCAUGAAGUAAUUAUUAUAGCCUUAGAAUCAAUAUUGACUGAAUUUUCAAAUGGAAACAAUGGUUUAAAUUAAGUAAAAAUUAAAAUAACUUUCUUCCCAAAGCCUUCAAGAAUGUGUAUAAUUUUUUAUGGGUAAGGACAUUUUCAAUUAAAAAUAUAAAAAAAUACUAAUUUGAAAGAAUGAGGUUAUAUUAGAAUAUUUAACAAAUGAAGGUCAGAUUAUGAUAUGUACCAUAUUCUUCAGAUUAAAACAAAACAAAAUAUUGUAAUAUUUAAUUUAAUGUUUGGAUACUAUUUUAUAAAAUGGAGGUGGUUGAAUUUUCAUCCUUUUAUCAUAAAGUCUAAAAAAAUCCUAUUUGACAUGAGAAAUGCUAGCCUCUAUAUUAAUGAAGACACAUCAAUUUUCAACCCAUUUCAGUAUCAACUCUAAAAUUGAUUUCAAUUUACAGAAAGAUAAUUUAUUAUUUUAGGUUGCUCUUUUGAAAAGCUUAUUUAUUUUGUAAAAAAAGAAAAAGAAAACAACAUGGUAAUUCACUAAACUAUUCCUUACUUCUUUAUAUGUUAGUUAUAAUGACCAACUCAUUCUCAAAAAAUAUUUUUUUUUUGCAUUCCACUUUCUAUUAUUAUUGCUUUAACCUAUGUCCAUUCUGCUAUAUGUAAUUAAAGUUGUUAAUUUAUAUGAGAAUAUUUUCAACUAUGUCAAUGGUUUCUUAAUAUUUAUUGUGUAAAAGGACUGGUAUUUUUUUUAUUUACGGUUUGUUGAAAGAGAUGUUUUCAUUUGUUUAUAGUAGAUAUUAUUUAUUUUGACAGCAUUCCAUUCAAUAUGAUUUACAUGUGGACGGUAUGCUAGCUGUACAAUUUAGUGGGAAAUACUCAACAGCUCCUUGUAGAUUUUAGGAUUUAUGAUUUUUUUUAAAGAUAUGUUUGGAUUGUUUUUUUUCCAUCCUUUUUAAAAACUUUCUUUAAAGAUUCACCAUGCACACAGGUGAUUGUCCUGGUAAAGCCUGACAAUGUUGUUAAAAAGGAUGAUAAAAAUUAAGCAAGACUCCUGUAAUGAGGUCAUUUUUGUAUGUACAUGCAAGAUGUUUGGGUCAGAUAUAGAUUUAUCUUGAUCUUUUGUAUUCUUGCCCUUUGAAAACAUCAAAAUGAAACAACUUAAGUGAACUAAAUAAAGGGAGUUUACUGAGAAA
Molecule: messenger RNA, 6620 nt
Organism: Pseudophryne corroboree (corroboree frog)
Lineage: Eukaryota; Metazoa; Chordata; Amphibia; Anura; Myobatrachidae
Gene: INHBA
Product: inhibin subunit beta A
Exons: 2
Coding region: 365-1600 (411 amino acids)
Cellular component (GO): extracellular region
Molecular function (GO): growth factor activity; cytokine activity; hormone activity
Source: RefSeq, a predicted model, not a curated record